Messenger RNA from Linderina pennispora, 832 nucleotides. RefSeq lists its product as uncharacterized. Bases 67 to 534 code for a protein of 155 amino acids. Lineage: Eukaryota; Fungi; Kickxellomycota; Kickxellomycetes; Kickxellales; Kickxellaceae. The transcript has a single exon. The record is from RefSeq and is a predicted model, not a curated record.
AACUCAAUAGCUCGUAACCUCAAACACUUGUCAUGCACAAUCCUCAGGGGACCACUUUUCUUCACCAUGCCAUUGGUUGCCAGACAGUGUGGGCAAUGUGACCUUCUUGCAACGGUCAUUGACUGCCUUUACGAUCAGGUGUAUUUGCAGUACAUCGAUUCCAGAGGCCCUCAGCCUGCGCGAGAACAUGCGCCGAUCCGACUCCUUAAGCAUCACGCGUGCGCACGUCUUGCAAAUAUCCUGCAGAAUCGUCUGCAUCAUCUUGAAGUAGCCAAAGCGGAACAUGGACAUGCACAGAGCGAUGAAUCCCCAAUGGCCGACACAGCCCGACAUGUUUUGUCCAUACAUCUCGCAAAUGAAAUUCUUGUUCGACACACCCAGCCGCGGAUCCAGUACACCAUUGGGGACAGGCUUGCGAGUCUCGGCUGUGUAAAGAUUGUGCUGGUUAAUCACAACCUUUGCCGCCUGAUGAAUAUCGUGUGGGCUGAGAACUCCAAAUUGAAUACAGUAAUGUCAGAAUUUGUGAUUCACUAGGUUUCUACAAUAUUUCCCUUCCUCAUCAGAUCCAUGUGCUAUCACAACUACGGCUCCGAUCCUCCUUUGGGGUCUCACUCUUCUCCACUUUCUAUUUUUCGCGUACAGCUAUUUUCUCUUUUUAUUCAUAGGUUUCCUUUUCUUUGGCUGACUCAGCCCAAACCACUUGUUGAAACUCGUGACCAUCCAACACAGGAUAUGUUUGAGAUUACGAGCUAUUGAGUUGGGUCGGGCUGUAGCACCCAAGUAAAAGAGAAUACAUUGGAAAAGAGAUAGACUAAGGCAGCCUUAAAGAGAU